UUAUAUAUAUGGGGCAUAUUUGAAAAUCGAAAAGCUUGGAGUAACGGAAAAGUUGCAACUAUUAAAGGCAGCAGAUAUAUUAAUGAUGGAUGCAUUUGUAGAUUAUUUAGAGGCAGAUUUAAUUAGGACUGAGAGAUCUUGGAUAAAUGAGAAAAGUAGUGAAGUAUUAUAUGUAGCAUUACAAAUAUCACGAUGUAAAGAAUUAGUGUCAUUAUGUAAUGACGCAAUUUUACGUCAUCCAAAGGCCUUCAUAAGCUCUAAAGAAUUUUUAUUCAUGCCGCAUGACUACGUGGCCAGUUUGAUAGAACGAGACAUAUUGGGUUUGGACGAAAUAGACAUUUUUGCUGCGGUUAUCAUGUGGGGUAUCAAUAACACACCUGGCAUUUCACUCGCUGACGACUUUUCAACCUGGACAACCGAUAAUAUAACCACACUACAAUCUAAUGUAAUACAACUAAUUUCACAGAUAAGAUUUUUCCAAAUGUCACCGGAUGAUUUCAUGAAAAAAGUAGGCCCGUUAACGAGAGUAUUUGCACCAGAACUUUAUGAUCAAGUUGUGGAGUAUCACGCAAACGCACAAUUUCAAUAUAUUUAUGACGUUCAGCCUUUACGCCUUAAUUCGACGAUAAUUAAAGAGAAUGAAGAGCCAGCACUAAUUUCCUAUUGGAUAAAUCAUCCGGAUACAGACUGUGAUCUUCCAGAAAAUUUACCGUUUGGAACAUUCGACAAAAUUCCAUUUGACUUUCAUUUAAUUUUUCGAUGUCCUGGUAAUGAAUUAGCUCAAACUACAUGGAGAGACCUGUGUUAUGAUCAAGGACCAACAAUGACAAUAAUUAGAACUAAAAAUCAAAACGAAGAUGAAGCGGUAUUUGGAGGAUACAAAUCGAUCAGUUGGUCCACAGAAAACCGGAAUACACAUAUAGGUGGAAAUGGAUUCAUAUUUGGAUACUUAUGGCAACAACGAAAAUUAUUACUUCCAUGGAUGCUCCGGGUAAACAAUCAUCUUGAUGUUGAUAUGUUUUUAGGUGAUGGUGUGGAAGUGUUUAUUGAUUUUCGCCAUGGGGAAAAGUUAUUGGCCCAUGCUAACGGUUUCGAAGAUUUAGAAGAAACCAUAGAAGAAUUAGAGGUCUUUCGCGUUGUAAGAAAAGUAUCGGAUGAAGGAUGA
Racocetra persica is the source of this 1165-nucleotide messenger RNA. Lineage: Eukaryota; Fungi; Glomeromycota; Glomeromycetes; Diversisporales; Gigasporaceae. The record is from the annotation of a GenBank genome assembly.